AUUUUGAGAUAAACCUUUUUUUUUGAUCUUAAAAUAUUUGAGACGAUUCUAAUUAAAAUGACUCUAUCAAAGUUUAUUUCUUCUUCCAUAGCCCUUUCACUUUUAUUAAGGAACGUUUAUGCACAUCCUCACGAAAUUUUGAGUGUUGGUGCAACUAAUGAUCCUAUUGACGGAACCUUAUGGACGCAUAUACUUUUUAUGUUUUUAGCGUUUGGGAUAAUAUUCCCAACAGGUAUGGUUUUGGGAAUUAGUAAAUCUAGGUGGCAUGUUCCCGUUCAAAUAUCAGGAGCAGUAUUAGUAUUGAUUGGCUUUAUCCUUGGUCAUGCUCAUGAAGGAAGAGAAUUUAGUGGGGAUAAUGUUCAUAGAGCUUUUGGUUCGACUGUUAUCUUUACUUUGACCUGUCAAAUUAUUCUUGGUAUAUACUUAAAAUUACAUUUAGAAAAAGGGUUUAAUAAACGAAUUAGACCAAUUGCUGUUAAAUUCCAUCAGAUCAUUGGAAUAAUUGUACCUUUUAUUGGUUAUAUACAAAUGGUAUUCGGGGUUAUAACUGCAGUUGGAUGGUGUCGAGACGAUCAUAUAGGUCAAUGUCUUGCACAUUUUAUUAUGGGAUCUUCAUUUAUUGGUUAUGGUAUCUUGUUGAUAUUGUCCUUAAGGUUUGGAAGUGAAUGGCUUCGAAGCAAGGGUAAAUCACAAGAUUAUUUUGAUAGUUGCAUGAUUACAGUUUGGGGAUUCGUAAACACAUGGACAGAACACAGAUGGAACUCACCAUGGUCCCAUAAAGAUUAUCAACAUACUGCACUUGGAAUAAUGUGGUGGGCUGGUGGCAUGGUUGGAAUUUAUCUCUCAAGAAAUGGAAAGAGAAGCAUCAUCCCAGGACUCAUAAUCUUUUUUACCGGUUUCGCCAUGAGUGCUCAUGGCCAAGCAUCGGAAACAUCCACCAAACUUCAUGCAAAUUUUGGUUAUGCAUUAAUGAGUGCAGGAUUGGCGAGAAUAGUUGAAGUUUGCUUUUUUGCAAAAAAUAAUGGACCAAUCAAGAUUUUCCAACAAUUGCCUCCAUACCUUUUGAUUCUCUCCGGUUUGUUGUUCAUGGGAGCGAAUGAGGAGCAAAUCUAUUAUUUGGAUGCUGAAAUCAUUGAUCCAUAUUCUUAUAGUUUAAUUCACGUCGCAAUUUCUUUCCUUAUAUUCCUUGGUGUCAAUUUACUUAUUGAUCUUUAUUGGAGAUCAGGAAAAAAUGAUGGCGAACCAAACUAUGAAAAAUAUGAUAAAUUAUCUAAUAAUCAUAAUACACUUCCACUCAAUAAUUCAAUGUCACAAACUGGACGUACCGUUUUGAAUACAAAUCAAGAUUCUCCAACAUCAAAUAAUUAUGAAUUUAAUUCACUUUUAGUGCAUAAUAAUCAGUUUGAUGAUGAUGAUGAUGAUGUUGAAAAAUAAAUUAUGUAUAAUAGAAUUAAUUAUAUGACACAAAAAUAAUUUAUAGACUUCAAUACUUAUUUUAUUAAUACGUAAAG
This is a messenger RNA of Rhizophagus irregularis DAOM 181602=DAOM 197198, 1511 nucleotides long. RefSeq lists its product as uncharacterized. Lineage: Eukaryota; Fungi; Glomeromycota; Glomeromycetes; Glomerales; Glomeraceae. The record is from RefSeq and is a predicted model, not a curated record.